Molecule: messenger RNA, 1362 nt
Organism: Entrophospora candida
Lineage: Eukaryota; Fungi; Glomeromycota; Glomeromycetes; Entrophosporales; Entrophosporaceae
Source: the annotation of a GenBank genome assembly
AUGUCAAAGACAUCAGAGGUAGUGGUAGAUGUAAGAUGUGAAGUAAAAGGGAAAAUUGGAACAGUACGUUACGUAGGACAUACCUCUUUUGCAUCUGGAAAAUGGGUUGGGGUAGAAUUAGAUGAACCAUCAGGAAAAAAUGAUGGCUCGGUCGACGGCACGCAUUACUUUGAUUGUAGACCAGGUCAUGGUGUUUUUUUUAGAGCGUCACAAGUUAGAUUAUUAAGUGAACCAAUUACUUUACAACAAACUCAGUCACAAACAAGUUUUGCUCCACCGAACGAAAUAAAUGGCGUUCGAUCAAUUCGUCCACCUUCAAUAGUAGGUCUAUCAAAAUUAAAUAAUGGUACUGCUGCGUCAGGAAUACCUAGUAGGCAAUCAACAAAAGGGCCAAAUACGCCAACAAAUCCAAGAUAUAGUCUUCGUAGAAUGAGUGGUCAAUCAUUUACCAGAAGGUCAAGAGGAAAUUCUGAUGCAAGUAGCAUAGAUGGCAGAAAAUUUGACAUUGAUUCUUUGGAAUAUGAUGAAGAUAUGUCAGAGAUGAAUGACAGUAAUAUUUUGACUGAAGAAUCGGAAUCUUUUGAAUUUAGCGAAUCAGAUCUCAUCAACUCUUUAUCAUUUAAACAAGAUUCUAAUAAUAGGUCAGAUAUGCCACAAAGACCAGAAUCAAUGAUUUUCCAAGACCCAUUUUCUUUACAAGAAACAUCUGCUACACAUGAUCGCGAAAAGUUUCGUGAAAACGAAAAAUUGAGAGCCGAAGCUGAACAAUUUUUAAGUGUCAAGCCAAAACUUCAAGCUAAAAUGACUGAAAUGCAACAAGAAUUACGUGAGCUGAGAAAACAAAUGAAAGAUAUCACAGCCGAAAAAGACUUAUUUGAAAACAAGUUCACUGAAUCAAUGGAAUCUAUGGAGAUAAUGACUCUUGAUAAAGAGAUGGCGGAAGAAAAGGCAGAAAAUUUACAACAUGAAGUCAAUUUAUUAAAAGAAAAAAUUGAAGAAAUUAGUGUUGACUUGAAUGUUUUCAAACAAGAAGGUGAUAUGAUCAGUCAAAUUGAUGGCGAAGGAAGAACAACACUAGAAACUAUACAAUUAGAGAGGCAUAAUGCAAGAUUAAAAGAAGCUCUUGUCAAACUCCGAGAUAUGGCAGGUGAACAAGAAGCCGAUUUAAAUAAAAAAAUCAAAUUUUUAGAAAAAGAAUUAGCAAAUUAUCAUGAAUUACAAGCACAUUCUGAACAGCUAAAACAGAAACUAGAGUUAGCUGAAAGUCAAGUUGAAGAUUUGAAAGAUCGUUUAGAUGAUGCAGUACAUGCUGACGAAAUGCUUGAAGCACUGGCCGAAAAGGAUUUGGCUCAAGGCGAAUGA